CCACCACAAACAAACAGAGCCUACCACGUAAGUUUAGCUAUAUUUUGGCUUACAUUUUGCCUUUUUUUUCUAAGUCUUAAGAACUUAGGUUUCUCAAAAUGAGCCACGUUGACGUUAAAAACCUGAAGCCUACGAGCUUUGAGGAUCACUACUACGAUGAAUAUGAUUAUUACAACCUAACAGACAGAUACACAGAGAGCACGAGCCGCAAAGGCAAGACGAAGAAGGAGGCAAGUUGCAACACCAACCGCCCCAGCCCGGGCGGGCACGAGCGCAAGAUCGUCGAGAAGCUCCAGAACGCCGAGAAGAAGGCCAAAGAGUGAAACGAGAGAUUUAUUCGGACGGCUUGAUCUGGAAACCGACCUGUGGCGCCUUGGCGUCGGAUUGCAAAAAAGCAGAGGAUGUGAUACAUGCCCUCCGGUUCUAGUGCAGGGUGACUUCUGAAACGACCCUCGGUGGCCGGUUUGUGGUUUGGACGUGCGCGUGCACAGCACACCUGAGCAGGUGGACGCAGAAUGCAUUGAUGAGCGCGUGCUGGGUGAUCAGUGAUGCUUUUCGUCAUGAUGUUUUUUUUUUUUUUUUUUUAAUACACAUUUCUAUGAUACUUUAACUCAUAAAAAAUAAUAAAAUCUUUUUACAAUA
Clarias gariepinus (North African catfish) is the source of this 642-nucleotide messenger RNA. It is a transcript of the gene nupr1b, whose product is annotated as nuclear protein 1b. Gene Ontology annotation, cellular component: nucleus. The transcript has 3 exons. The record is from RefSeq and is a predicted model, not a curated record. Gene Ontology annotation, biological process: regulation of transcription by RNA polymerase II; negative regulation of cell population proliferation; negative regulation of cell cycle. Lineage: Eukaryota; Metazoa; Chordata; Actinopteri; Siluriformes; Clariidae. The coding region runs from base 99 to 323 and encodes 74 amino acids.